Messenger RNA from Lymnaea stagnalis (great pond snail), 22378 nucleotides. NCBI's taxonomy places the organism in Eukaryota, Metazoa, Mollusca, Gastropoda, Lymnaeidae. The record is from the annotation of a GenBank genome assembly.
ACCCUGAGAAUGUGCAACAAAGAUGGCUACAUCGUCGUCUCUGCCGACGUUCCAUUCCAGAACUGGCUCAUUAGUUGCAUUGAGUAAUAAUAAUAGGACAGCUCUAAGAAACCACCCAACUCAAGAAUUUAACAAUGGGGUUGUACUAAGCUUAGAUCCUCUACGGGAUAAUCAAGUAUUUGAAGUCAAAAUUGAUAGGAAGGUGAAGAAAAAAUAAGGCUCAUUUUUUUUUUUUAAAAGUUAGAAUUUAUGAUUUAAUUAUUUAAUUUUAAUUGAUUGUAGGCUAGUAUUAGAGUAUGCUUUCGAAGUUAUACAAGGCAUUGGGGGGGGGGGGGGGGGUGGGGGGGGGGGGGGGGGGUUGGGGGGUGAGUGCUGAAAAUUAGUGGAAAUGUAAGAAUCUCUGGAUUAUAAGCUACUGAACUGACAAGACUAGGGCCACCUACAAAUGACAUCCACAUCAUACACCUAUCAGCCUAUCACCUAGACCUAAAAAGUAAAAAGUUUAUGGAUGGCACAUACUCAUUCUUGGUCACUCCUGGACAGUUUUCAAAUUAUUGCCCAUAGCAUGGCCUAUUCGCCAUAGAUAUUCACCCCACUUCAUGUUAAAGCAAUAUGAUAUAGUAAUGAAAUAUCAAUUUGUAUUGCUUUAUUUUCAGGUCAAUUCUUGGAGUGGGUCUAUUGAAAUAGGAGUGACAGUCUGUGAUCCUAGUAAUUUAAAUUUUCCAUUUAGUGCCACUGGAUUCCGGGAUGGAACAUGGGUUAUGUCAGGGAUGUCUAUUCUUUGUGAUGGACAUUCUAUAGUAGAGGAUUACGGCUGUGAUCUUGACCAACUUUCGGAGGGCGAUAGGGUAAGAUAUAAUUCAAAUUUUGAAUUACCUUAGUGAGAUUAUUCAAAAUAGCCAGGGCAGAUCCAGUGAAUCUUCUUUUCAUUUAUUUGCUUGCUAUAUAUCUCAGGCUAACAGAUACCUAUUUUGAAACUGAAAUAUAUUUUUUGCUGUUAAACCUUUAUCUUACUGAUAUUACCUCUCAGCUAUUUGGACCUGUUUUUUACAGACAGUGUCUCACAUUUAGCUUUCAUUUAAGUUUAGUGUAUCUUAAAAUUAAUUUUUAAAACAAAUCUGCAGGUGGGUGUUGCACGCACAGCAGAGGGUGAGCUACAUUUUUAUGUAAAUGGCAUAGAUCAAGGGACAGCAGCAACUGAUAUUCCACCCACAGUAUAUGCAGUGAUAGACUUGUACGGCAAAUGUGCCCAAGUCACCAUUUCUGAGCCAUCCGCCAUGACAGCUAGAGAGAACAGUGAGUGUGAGCUCUAAACAUUUGCUUGAGAAUUUUUUUUUCUUUAGUCUAUUUUGUAAAUGGGCCUCUUGCUCAUAAAUUGUAAACAUACAAGUAUUUUCUGAAGCAGCUGUGCUUCAUUCGAUUGACAGGAAAAACAUUUGUGCAAUUUUGAAAAUUAAAUAGAUUUAGAGUUGUGUUAACUGAAUGCUUGCAUGACACAUUGUACAUAAAAAAUUGUCAUAAAAAUGUUGAGUUCAAAUUACAAUAAUUUUUUCCCCUUCAGCUCUAUUAAGCAAUGAUUUCACCAAUGAAAUAGCUCACGACUUCCUAACAGAAAUAUCAAACCAAAUUGCAAAUGACCUUGCAGCAGAACAAGAGAUCAGUCUUUCCAGUGAGGAUGGUCUUUCUAGAGACUGCCUUCGAUUCCAUGAAAAGUGUGGAAAUCUUGUUAAACUUAGUAAUAACCGCAGAUCAGCUGAGCGACGUCGACCUUUGGAUGAGUUCAACAAUGGUGUAGUUAUGACAAAUCGACCGAUUAAAGAUAACGAAAUUUUCGAAGUAAGUGUUUGUACAAACUCUGUAAGAGGCUGUACUAAAAAAAUAUUUCCACAAAUUUAAUGGUUCACAUCUUAGAUUCUGCUAUAGUUUCUUACCAAGUUUAAAUAUGGCAACAAAAAGCAGUUUGCAUGCACAAGCAUAUAUAUGUAGAGAUUUAAUUCACUGAAAUGUACUUUUUAAAUUGUCAAAACGUUUGAUUCCUUUCCCUGAAAGAUUCAACUUGACAGACUAGUGGACAAGUGGUCAGGCUCAAUAGAAGUUGGUAUCACAACACACAAUCCAAAUACUUUAGACUUUCCUGCAACUAUGACAAACAUGAGGAAUGCAAGCUCUAGUCGUAAGUGCAGCACUGGUUCAAUGUCUCUCUUGUUUGUAUUGAAAUUGGAAAGUAAAGAAAAAGUUUAGAUGCCAUUCAAUUGGGUUUUAAAAAUUGGUAACCUUGCUUGAAAUUAUGAGUUGCAUUGAUUAGAGCUUAAAAGUAUUACUGAAAAUAAUUUAAACAAUUUUCAGUAACUGGUAUUGUGGUGGUUUUGGUGUGAUGUUUAAGGCCAACUUUGUACAAAUUCAAGCCAUUUUCUAUUUUAUAGGAACGAUAAUGAUGAGUGGCUGUGGCAUUUUGACCAAUGGUAAAGGCACACGCAGAGAAUAUGGGCAGUUUAACUUGGAUGAACUCAGUGUAAAUAUGAAUUAGUUAAGAUAUGGUUUAAGAUAAAUUUUUAAGAGUUCUUGAAUUUUACAAUGAAAGAAUAGAGUUCUUGCCUUAGACAGUUGCUUCUGGUUAACUUUUCUAAACUUUAAACAAAUCAAAAUAAAUUCUUAAAAAUUAAACACAUAAAUUACAUUACGUAAUAAUCUACUCUGUGUAAACAGAUCACUUCUCAAUUUAAAGUUAAAACUAUUUGUAAAUAAAUUAAUUAGAUCAAUGAAAGGUGAAGAACUCUUAUGUUUAAAUUAAAAAUUCUAUUUUGUAACAACUUUGAGUUCAAAUAAAAAUGUAACAUCUGCAAGAUGUACUUGUAUAUUUUAAGUUUUAAAUAUUGUUUUAAUAAAACCUUGUAUUUGAUCCCCUGCAGGAAGGAGACCAUAUUGGACUCGUUCGCAAAUCGAAUGGACAUUUACAUUACUUCAUCAAUGGCUUGGACCAGGGCAUGGCAUCUGCUAAUGCCCCAUCUCCUGUUUGGGGUGUUGUUGAUCUCUAUGGUAUGGCUGUGAAAGUUACAAUCAUUGACCACAGUCCGACUGAACCUGAGCCAGUUACUCCAAGCAUGGUUCCACUUCAGCCAGUUGAACGCAGCCUAGUGAACACACUAAGACAGUUUCUGGACUCUUGUGAAGGCAGUGAGAGAGCUGAAUCUCGAGUUGUGACAGGUACAAUUAUUAAAAUUUCAAGACGACUCUUUAACUAUUGACUUACUGGCAAAUAUCUGUGAUAUUUCAUGCCCAGUGGCAUGCACUAUUAAGGCAUACAGUGCAUCAUAUAUGCCCAGAUGCAUACACUGGUAGGCCCUCACUUGAAGCCCCAAGAGGUGUAUUGGUUAGGCACAACACCUUGUCCACUGUGGCUUGCAUAGGUAGGGCACUAGACUUGCACUGUUUGACUCAUUGGUGGGUAGUUGGAAGCCAUAGUUGAUUAGGAUCACAUAAAACUAAAUGACUCUAGUCCCACCAGCUCCCUUGAGGAAGUUAUUAAGUGUGUGAUCUAGUAAUAUCAUUAAAGUCGAUUUACCAGUGUAUGAGCUAGCUCUUUAAAAAAAAAUCUACUCUUUCAAAUCCACUUUGAUACUUAAAAUAUUAGGAAGUCGCAGAUCUCAGGCAAUCUCCUAGUUUCUAUUUUACAUAUAAGAUUCUUGUAUCACAAUAAAUAUUUUAUUCAUACAUUCAAAAUAGUUAAAAAAACAAUUUCUAUGCUAGUUUGACUCUCAUCAAUAUAAAAGAUUUUCUCCGGCAAGUUAGAACUGAUGAUUGUCUCUUGUCAGUUAAAGAAGAUUAUCUCUCGCUAGUUAAAUGAUUGUUUCUGGUCAGUUAAAAGAUCGUCUCUGGCUAUCUAAAUGAUUGUCUUAACUGGUGUUUCAAAAUGCUGGAAAAAAGCCAAGUUAAAAUUAAUUUUAAUUUGUACUUUUUUUUUUCUGUCUUAGAGACAACAGAGGAUGUUGAGAAGCUACUUUUUAGUCCUGUGUGUGGUGUACAUGCUGCUGUUAUCAAUGGCAACAGAACUGCUCACAGACCAAAGUAAAAUAUCAACCUAGUUCCCUGUCUUGUUGGAUCUAGUUAUAUAGUAGAAUAAGAUUCUUUGUGGACAUUUGCAAUAACUGAUGACCAUUUUUAAAAAAAAAUUGUUUAGGUUACCGGUACAAAUUAUUUAAAUAAUAAAAUCUGUGUGCUUUCUCCAAUCAGCGCCACUGAAGAUUUCAACAAUGGUGUGAUUCUGACCAACCGAAUGCUUCGACCCAAUGAGGUCUUUGAAGUAAGGCUAGACCGAUUGGUGGACAAAUGGGCAGGCUCCAUAGAGAUUGGUCUGACAACACACAAACCGUCAGAGCUGGAUUUCCCUUCGACCAUGACAAACAUUCGGUCUGGGACUUGGAUGAUGACGGGGAACGGGGUCAUGCACAAUGGUUCUACCAUUAUUGAAGAUUACGGCCAGAAUCUGGAUAGACUCAAGGUUAAUAGAGACUAAACUUGUCAAAGUUUAUCUGCUUGAUGGUUAAAAUUGUGAUAUAUACUAAUGUAGCAUGGGGUCAUGCUGUGGAUGAUUGAUGUGAGAAAAAAACUCACUUACCAUUGUCAAAAAUAAAGCACACAUUAAAACAUAAAGCAAAGUUAUUAACAAAAAUUAAGUUCUCUAUUAAAAAUUAUUAAGAAUAGUUAGCUGACUAAUAAACAAACCAAUAGUUCUAGGAAUUAGAUAUCUUGACAAACUACCGCCCUCUAACUGACAAGAAAGUUUCUUCUUGUAAUCAAACUAAAGAUUGGUGACCGUGUGGGCGUGGUCCGUAUGACAGAUGGGACAGUUCAUUUCUUUGUGAAUGGAGUUGAUCAGGGAGCUUGUGCGAGCAAUGUUCCCCCCAAUGUGUAUGGAGUUAUUGAUCUCUACGGCAUGGCGGCACAGGCAACUAUUGUGGACAUGUCAGGUAAGUCUGGGUCACACCUGCCAGGUGAAUUAGCUGCAGUGUGAGUAUUGAUGGUUUUUUGGUGUUAGUGAAAUUUUUUUAGGCUACUUGACAUGUUAAAAGAGUAACCCUUUCAUUUAAUUUGUUUAGGCUAGGUGACAUGUUGAAAGAGUAACCCCUACAUUUAAUUUGUUUAGGCUAGGUGACAUGUUGAAAGAGUAACCCCUACAUUUAAUUUGUUUAGGCCAGUUGACAUGUUGAAAGAGUAACCCCCUUCCUUUAAUUUGUUUAGGCUAGGUGACAUGUUGAAAGAGUAACCCCUUCAUUUAAUUUUUUUAGGCUAGUUGACAUGUUGAAACCCGUUGAGCCAACUGUUAUGAGGUGUUAUCAUGAACUUAAGCCAUGUUGUGAUAAUUAUCAUUUCCAUAUUGUGUUCCCAGAUGCCCUAACAUCACCAGACACAGACUCCAGUGUGUUCACAGAUCCAGACCAGCUAAAGUUCCAUCACCUUCAUGGCAGGAAUGCAACAGUGCUUCACAAUGGGCUGACUGCCGCAAGGCCCAACGCCACCGGGGAGUUCAAUGAUGCCAUAGUGAUGAGCAGCCGGCCGCUGAGGGACGGGGAGCUUUUUGAGGUGGUCAUAGAGAAGAUGGUUGACCGGUGGUCAGGCUCCUUGGAAGCAGGUGGAGCAGAGUUUUGUUGCCAUUUUGUUGUAGUGUUCGUUGUGAGAGAUAAAUUUAAAAAAGGAAUUACUAGUGAUGGCUAGCUUGGAAAUUUAAAAAACCAAAAACAGCAGAGUAUUUAUAGGGUUUACACUGGUUUAUAUUUUUCUAGAUCUUCUAAUUCAAUCAGUUUCAGUCUUGUCUAACAUGUACUUGACAACAUUGAAAUAUUUCUUAGUCAAGGAUGGAAUACUGCUGAGAAUACUAUUUGAUACAAUAACAUUUAAAUAUUUCAUAGUCAUGGAUAGACUAUCACUGAGAAAACUAUUUUACACACCCUUUUCUCAAAAUAUCUCAUGUUAUUUUAUUUCAGUGGUAUCAAAAUGUACUUCAGAAAAUUGUAAAAAAAAUUAUAAAACCCCUAAAAACAAAGUUUUAAGUAUGAAUCCUUUAUAAAAAUGUAUUAUCUAGUAAUGGGGGUGGGGGCUGAAAAUUUUACAAAACAUGUAUUCAAGUAACGCACUUUAUAAGAAUCCAAAUUCUAAUGUCCCACCCGCUUUUACACUGCAGAUUUAUAACACCAUUUCCGUAAAAUGAAAGAAAAUAUUACACACCAGAAGCGCAGUUAUUGGGAAUUUUAUUUAAUGAAAUCAGUGUCAUCUUGUAGCAAUAAAACUGAUUUUUGGGGGUGGAGGCUGAAAAUUUGACAGCAUGUAUUGUCAUUGGCGAUGAGUCUAUGUGCCAAUUUCAGCUCGAUAGGAUGAUGGGAAGUGGGUAAAUUAGCCGUCCAAAGAUUUUCCAUUUAACACAGAAACACAGGAACGAAAGCCAAUUUUAAAUAUAAAGGAUUUAAAUAAUCCCUUCUGUUGUAGGAUGCGUUCUUUGAGCUUAAUUUAAAAAAGAAAUAAUUAGUUUUAAAGUUUGUAUUUGUUAAAUUCAUUCUGAAAUUUGUGUUAUUCUGGUUAGUUUUAUAGAACAAGAAAAGCUGCAUUGUUUUGAUCACUUCUUGAAACUAAGAAACAUUUCUACCUUUCAGGUGUGACAUUAGUCAAACCAGAGGACAUUGAGUUUCCAAGCACAAUGACAGACAUACAGCAUGAUACCUGGAUGCUCAGGUGAAUAAAUACCAACUAAAUACUUUGACCACUUUGUGAUUUAAAUGACUAUCUUGUUUUAUAAUCAUCUCAGUUAUAUUUAUUAUGGUUAAUGAGGGACCUAGAAAUUUUUUAAGAUCCCACCCUUUCCUUUGUACUGUUCACCUUUCACCUUUCAAAUAUAUGAUAUAUGCAGAUGAAGCUUUCUGAUCCAUAUAACUAAAAACAGUUUUUUAUGAUAUGAAAGGAUCAGUUUGAAUUCUAUAGGGAAAAUUUAAAAAAUGUUGCUUGUUGUGUGUUUUAAGUUUUGAUGUAAUAUUUUGUCCUGUUGCAGUGGGUCGGCUAUCAUGCAGGACGGAGCAACAAUACGCAAUGGAUACCCCUUGGAUUUGGACUCUUUGGUGGUGGGAUCAAAAGUUGGCAUGAUGAGAUGCUCCGAUGGGACACUCCACUAUUACUUGGAUGGGGUGGAUCAAGGGGUGGCUAGUGCUGACAUUGCAUCUGGUAAGACAGCUUUCAGUGCAACAUUGUAAAGUAAAUAACAGCAAAUAAAUUCACCAACAGUUAAUGUUUUUCACAUAUAAUUUAAUUUAAGAGGGUAGGUUAAAUGUGUAAUGUUAAAAACUAUAUGUGUGGCUUUUUGGCUUCUACGGUAUCUGUACUUUGAAUUAUUUGUAUCUGAAAAGAAAACAACUGGAUCUUGCAAUAAAUCUAUGUUUGUUAAUGCUUUGUCUCAAUCUUUGUUCAUUUUGUGUAGGUGUGUAUGCUGUGAUAGAUCUGUAUGGUCAAUGCGCUCAGGUGAGCAUGUCCACUGGAACAGUGGUCCUACCAGCAGUUGAAAUGUUGCAGCAACUGUCGAGUGUCCAAACAGAACAGAUAUCAACGCCCUCUGUGGCCAAUGCUGGUAAGUGUAUAUUAAUUUGGCCAAGAUUCACAACUCCACACUGACAUUAACUCAUUCCCGACGUUUGCGACUAAAUGCGUCUUUUACGGGUUUCGCCGGAUGCGUCCAAAUACGUCCCGGCGCAUAGCGACACACCUCUCUCAUAUCUAUUUAAAAAUAGCAAUGAAAUCUCGCAUCCCUCGAGACUUCCGGCGAUGGCGUGGUUCAGCGUGAUUUUAAUUUAAAAACCGGAAGUUUUUAUCUUGUUUCACUUUAAAACUACGUGUGCUUUAGUAUGGCUCGUCUAUAUGUAGCAUGUGUUCGUCCGAGGUGCCGAAAAUCGAUUUUUUGAUCAUUGUUCGUUAUUUUUUCCCCGCUAAUGUUAUAUUUAUACUAAACCUUAUUCAUUUUUUGUUGCAUUUGUUCUUAAUUCAUUAAAAUUAAAUAAUAUUUAGUAGCUUAAAUAAAUAUUUAAAAAAUGUAAACAAUUUCAAACGGGGUUACUUCCCUUUCUCAGGAAAAUAAAUUAAAUACGGAAGUAGCAUUGCAGGAGGGAAUGAGUUAACUCUCUGCAGUCUGAUGUUUUUUUCACAUUUCUUAAAUAUCUUAAUGUGAUUUUUUAAAAUAAUUAAUUAACUGAUCUGAAAUAGCUCUGAUCUGAUCAGUUAAAUAUAUUAACUUGUUCAUCUUUGACUCAGCUAUCAUUAGAUAUUUUUUGUAUAUUUUAUUUUCUUAGUUAUAAAAAUAAUUGAAACAUUAUUGGAGAAUUAUUUUUUUUCAUUUUAUGCAAAAAUUUGACCAAAUCUUUACACAGUAUGAAGGAAAAAAAAAAUCCUUGUUAUAAAAGAUUUAAAAUUUAUUUAAAUAAAAUACUUCAUCAACUUAUACAAUUCAUAGUCAAACAUGACAAAAAUUCUAUGAACAAUCAAAAAGUUGUCAACAUUUUAGCAAAACCUAUAUUUUGUCUUUUUUUCCUAAAAAAUGCACUAUAAUUUUUCUUUUAAUGAAAAUUAUGUUUUGUAUGUAAUAUAUUUAAAAAAAUGGGUCUCAUAGCUUAUAGAUUUGUAUAUUAAAUAUAUUUCUUAAUAAUUCUUGAGUAAAAGAUGACUAAGUAAAAUUUGAUGAAUAUAUAAAUAACUCAAAACAAGAGUCAAUUUUUUUUUUUUUAAUUUUAAAAUAGCGGUAUUCGCUGAUGUUAAAGUUAAAAAAAAUUAAAAUGUAUCAGUACAAUAAUGCUAAUUUUGAUAUUAAUGUCAAAUACAAUCCAUUCCUCACUAAUGUGAUCUAUUUUUUCCCAUGUACCGGCAUUUUUAUAUAUCUUUGUUAUAAUCCUCACAUAACACAGGCUGAUAAACUACAUUAUUCCUUAAUUAUAUUUAUGGACUCUGAACAAAUAUUAUUUCUUAAAACAGUCUGCAGUUUUAUUAUAAUAAUUAUAUUUGAUAAAUAAGAGCUUGUCCUGGACUUGAUUUCUACAUAAGAUUAGGUAAGAUUUUUCACCACAGAAUAUUCACUCAAUAAAGAACCUGUGGAAAAAAAAAAUUUGAUUGAUUCAUAAAUAAAUUAACACUAAUGGUAUCAGUAAUGGUAUGCUAUCAGUAAGGGAAAAUACCAUUAAUCCUAGUCCAAGUGCCUAAAUUAGUAUAAAAGUAAACCAUUGUACAUAGAAAAUACAUUAUAACAUAUGUUAUAACAAUAUUGUGAGUUUAUUCUUUAUGCAUUUUGCUACCAAGUGAUUAGAUUAAAACUUACCACCACUUGUUUUUAGGGUAAAAUCUUCAAAGAUAUCCAUCCAGUAACUCUGUAACUCAGUAAAAGGGUGGAGUCCAGGCUUAAUAUUUAGGAUCAAUAAGGAAUAAGGGCUUCUUGAUCCAAUAUUUGCAUUUUUGUCUCUCUCUCCUCCUUCCCAAUAGAGUUAGAGAGCUUUUAAUAAAAACAUAAAUGUUUUUUUUUUUAUUCUGCCGACAGUAGUCUCUACUAAUACUAGUGACUAGCGAUAAUGAUAAUUAAAUUUAAACACAUUUCUACUAUGCAAUAUUAGAAAAUUUAGAAGAUUAUUCUUGGCUGUAACAUAUUUUAAAGAAAUAUAUUUAGUUAAUAACUCAGAAGUCCUUAACUUUAAAUUUAUUUAAUUACGCAAGUUCCCAUCGGCCGAAAUUUUCCGCUAUUUUUUAAAAAUAUUUAUUUCGCAUAGCGACGCUAUUUAUUUAUUAUAUAAUUAUUGAAACUCAAUAAAAUUCAAAUAGAAUAUAUCAAUGUAAGUAUAAAUGGAUAAUAUAUACUUCAGCCAAUUAAAAUUAUAAAAAUAUCACUUUAUUGUUUUAUUAUUAAUUUUAAAUUCGGGAAAUGAUAAUUAAAAUUAAGCUUACUUGUUUACGAUAGCAUUAGUCGGUACUUUUAUAUGCAAAUCGUGAUAAAUUUUAUGAUUAGAGUCUCCAUUUGGAUACAUUGCUUUAGACAAACAAAUAACUCCUUGAUAAAUCGGGAAAUUAAAAUCAUUUGACAAUAUUCAUACUACUAUUUAAUUUUUUUUGUGACACUUAUAUUUUUUGUUUUUUUGGAAAUCUGCGAAGCUUUCAAGGGAUACUCCGCGCUGAAUAAGUUUCCAAAAAUAUUUUUUUUAAAUAGUAAUUUCAAAUUUUGUAAUAAUUUUAAUUUUUUUACAAAUACUUAAACCAAUGAAACAAAUUAUUAAAAUAUAAUAAAUAAUUUUUUUCAAUAAAAAAAAAAAUUAAAAAAUAAAUAACCCACCCACAAAAUCUAUGGUACAUAUAAGUACCAUUUCUCUAUAGUCGGACUGCAGAGAGUUAAUGCAAAGAAAAGUGUAGUUCUGUGAAAAGGGCCUUGGGUUGGCCCAGGUUUCCUGGGAUUUCAUAUUGGGGUUUCUUUUCUUAGCCUUCAACUUUCCCAAACCACUGGCAAGCCAGUUGGAGGUCAUGGAGGGAAGUAGGACUUGAGAGGACUUUUUAUUGUGUAGGGUGGGUCAAAACCUCAUACUGCCGGGCAAUUGAUCUAUCAUUUCUACUUAUUACAGAUAUAACUCAUCGUCUCAGCAAGUGUUGUGGCAAGAAUGUGACGCUAAGAAGCAGUUGCUGGGGUGCAAGUCGUAUCCAGAGCUACAACCACGGAAUAGUUUUCAGCUCUGAGCCCCUCAAGUAUGAUGAAAUCUUUGAGGUAGGUUCUGUCCCAGGAUGAACAAUGUGAAACUAAAAGGUGAUAUGAUGAAAUCUUUGAGGUAGGUUUUGUCCCAGGAUCAACAAUGUUACACUAAAAGGUGAUAAAAUUAAUAUUGAUGUAAAAUCAGUUGUAUCUAUUGGUCCCUUAGCAUAAAAUCAAAUAGAAAAUUUGUCCAAUUGUAGAGUAGCUGUUCCCAAACAAAGAACUGCUAACUAAAUUUUGGAAUGGAUGAUUCUAUUUCUUUAAGAUUUUCUUUAGUUUGUAUUUUUAAAUCUCCAAGACAUUGGUUAAAGUUAUCUUGAACUGGGUCACCCAAGUAAAAAUGUUUUCUUUUGUGUUGUGGAACAAAAAGCUCAUUUUAUAUUCCUUGUUGAAAUAUUUUUAUUUAUUUCAAUUAUGGAAGCAUGUGGUUGAUUGAGAAAAAACAGAUAGGGUUGUAACUGUAAUUUAAAAAAAGGCAAGGAACCACUUUUCUUAACAAUUUAGUUGAAGGAAAAGUAAUGUAAAAUAAUGGCAUAAUUAAAGCAUAUUAAGACCAUUUCUUCCUCCACCCACAGGUGGAAGUGAGUGAGGUGUCUAGUCAGUGGUCCGGCUCCCUCAAGAUUGGCUUGACCACCAUGGCCAUCUCGGACUCCAGCUCACCAGUCAACAUACCAUCCACAGCAGAUGAAAUAACCUCAAAGGUUACCUGGGUUGUUAUGGGUUCAGAGGUCAAGAAAUGUGGAGUUGUCAUUAAAGACAAUUAUGCCCCUUCGUUACAGAGGCUACAGGUACUUUUUUAAAAUUAAAGAUUCAUAAAGAAAGCUUUGUAAUUAAAUAAGGUUAAUUGUUCAAGUAAUAAUCUUAUCAGUUUUUAAAAAUCUAGUAAAUGACUUAUUUCAACACUGCGUUUGAACCAGUGCCAUAGAAAUAUAGGUUAUUGCACACAAAGAAGAAAAAAACUGGUAGUUGGAUAAGUUUUAAUAUUGAAUAGGUGGGUCCAUUAAUUUUGAGGAGAAAAAAUGAAUAAAUCAAAUCUCUGAAUAAAAAUAAAAUACAAAUAAGUGAGAAGGAUGGUAGCUCUGAAUGUUCUAAUCAAAAGUGGCCCCAUGAUGGCCCAUGUAUUCAACUUUUGACCAUGUAUUCAUCUUUUGAACAUGUAUUCAACCUAUGACCAUAUAUUCAAAUUUUGACCAUAUAUUCAAGACACUUUUAAACAUUAUAUUUAACAAUCAGUUAAAUUUCAUUACUUUAAUAGAAAUUAAAUAAUUAUACAAACUAAUCAAUAUUUCAAUGGUAUAUUUGCUUUGGAGGAAAUUACCUUGAACUGUGUUCAGAAUGAAAAAUUGGGAAUAUAUCAGGUGGUACAAGAAAUGCUCACUUUUGAUUAAUAAAGUGUAGGUUUAUCAUUCAAGAAGGAAGUGAUGUGUGGAUUUAAAGUGUUGAAUUACAAAAAUAAUAUUUUUACACUCCGCUAUGUUAAAUAAAGUUUUAAAUAUUUGAUGUCCUAUCAGGUUUAAAAUAAGAUUGAAAAAACAUUAGAUUUUGUAUGGCCUUAAGAAAAAAACAGUUUAACUAAAUUUUUAAAAAGUUUUUAAAAAACUAUUAUUCAUUCAACUGAUAUUAAAUGAGUUAUUUUUUGUUUCAGGUUGGAGACAGGGUUGCAGUUUGUCGUUAUUCUGAUGGGACAAUGCAUGUGCUGCUCAAUGGGGAUGACCUGGGAGAGGCUGCCAGUGGGAUUCCAAAGGUGAGGCUAUUAAAUAGUGGUGGUGUGUAUUUUUUAAAGUAUGUAUGGGCUUUGAAAAAGUACAGUGGUGGAACUACCAAUGAUCCAAAUUUACGCCAAUAAAAGAAAGCUUUUUUUGUUGGGGGGGGGGGGGGUACGCAUGUUUUCUAAGUAAAACUUUCUAAAUUAUUAUGCCCAACUAACUCAUCAGACGUUAAUAUCUAUAACAGAUGCAUAUCAUUAUGUUGAUUUAAUUAGCUCUUCCACUCUGUUCCCCAGAAUGUGUUUGCUGUGAUAGAUCUCCAUGGUGCUGUUGAGGGUGUUGUUAUAACAAGCAGUGCAAGCAUAGAGACAUCCAGUAUUGUGCUUUCACCUGCCUAUGAGAUUGAGCAGUCACUUCAGGUAAGUAAUUACCUCCAUUGCCAUGCCCUUGCAUGCCUUUAGGUGGGUCAGCUUACCAGGACCCAAGCAUCUGUGACUGAACAGUACAUUUGUAAUAACUUUGUCAAAAUGAAAUGUAUUCAACUGAACAUUACAGUAUUUACAUCUACCAGAGGUCCCAAAUCUUUUAUUUUCAAAUGGCCAUGUAGAAAAUACUAAUGAGUAGGAAGGGCUUGAUUUUAAAAAAAAUGUUAAAAUAUUUAUUAUACAAGCAUAGAAACAAUGGCAAAUGUAGAACAAAGGGUAACAAUGUUAACCAUAUUCUAAAAGUGAUUUGUGUUACAGCCAAAACUUAUGAAAUAUACAUGUCCAGGAUUCUGAAAAAUAUUGUAACACAUGCCUAUAUGUUUUUCUCUCAAUGCAUCACCCUCACCCCUUCCUCACAAAAUCUGUUUCGGCACAGACAAUAAAUGAGAAUAAGUUUCUGGAAAUGGGGAUAGAAGGUGAUGUAACUACCCAUCAAAGUUACAAUUGUUGGCCUUGAUUGAGACCACUAUACCAAAUGCUGUUCUGGGCCAGCUCCCAAAAGUGGGCCCCCAACACACACACUUUAUUUAUAUAAUGUUAUAUAUAAACCCCAAAAGUGACCCUGGUGUGCCCCCCAGCCCCUUUCUGUACCCUCUGACAAGAUGCAAAACUUUCUGUCUUGUGCUCAUCUACCCUUUGAAGUCAUAUGCUUACUUGUGGGAUAUUAUAGUCUCUCACUUCUUCACACAGACUAGUGUAACUGAUAUCAAUACACCAAGCACUGAAUAUCUUGAUAUAACUUAUAACGCUAUAAGUUUAUUAUGCAUCAUCAAAACCUGACGUAGUAAUCUAUACCGCACUAACAAUUCAAUAUCAAAUCAACGUUCUCCCUUAACGAUACAUUUAGCCGAAAUCCUCAACACACAAAACGAGCUGCACCAUGAAUAUGACACAACGGCCAUCAAUCCACUAUAACAAAACAAAACUAAAAUGUCAUUUCACUUUACCCAAAUAUGUCACAACAAUCUGACACAAUAGAUACAGCUACACAUUAAAUGUCAUUUCACUUUACCCAAAUAUGUCACAACAAUCUGACACAAUAGAUACAGCUACACAUAAAAUGUCAUUUCACUUUACCCAAAUAUGUCACAACAAUCUGACACAAUAGAUACAGCUACACAUAAAAUGUCAUUUCACUUUACCCAAAUAUGUCACAACAAUCUGACACAAUAGAUACAGCUACACAUAAAAUGUCAUUUCACUUUACCCAAAUAUGUCACAACAANUACAUAACAACAGGGAUUCUCCUGCCCAAUCCCCCCCCCCCCCCCCCCUUCUAGACACUCGUGACUAUACCAGGUUACUGGUACAUUAAGGCAAAAAUUAACAAUAAAUGGUUGAUUGGUUGGUUCGAAUACCCUAUGUGGAACUUUUUGUAUCCAUUCCCUAUUUAUUUGAUAUGGUAUGGACUGCAUGUAACAAGGUGUUCAGAGGCUAUUUAUGUUCUAUAUCAGGACAGGGACCAGGACAGUGACACAUCGGCCCACCUCUCCACAUGUUUCCAUAGCAACCACGGCAAAAACAUCUUUUUACGUGACUGCUGCAAGCAGGCCGAGAGACUGGCCAGCUACAAUCAGGCUCUAGUUGUGGGAAACAAACCAUUGAAGAAAAGAAAACUCUUUCAGGUCAGAGACACUUUCAUUUUAUUCUUGUGAACUACAUUGUUUUGGUGUGCUGGUUAAUUUUUGGCUCAUUGCUUCAAAUCAUCUUCUUCCUGUGAAUAGUUGUAUUCCUGGCGUAAUGCAACCUUCACAGAGGUUGUUACGGUAGAACCAGAGUACUAGAGAAAUGGUGACAUUCUGUUCAAUAUUAGUGUCUUGUCACUAAGACUGGUGCAUUUCCACAUUGAAAUAAAGUAAAGAUAAAGUAAAGCUUUGAUUGCAAAACUUGACUUUGCUCAACAUUUGACCAGGUUCGUGUUGGGAAGCUGAACCCCAAAUGGACAUCCUCCUUGAUGAUAGGACUCGUUGGCUUCCCAGUAGAUAAGUACACCUUCCCCAAGUCAGCCACAGCCAUCAGGAAGCCUUGCGUUGUCAUCCAGGGGGAGUCGGUCUUUGUCUCUGGUUAUAAGGUAACUAAAUGCAUUCAUGUGUUGUCAUUCAGGGGGACUCGAUCAAGUGACUACUGGAAACCCAAGAUUUCAGUUGUCUUAAUCUAGCUAGAAAAAAAAAAAAGGAAACUCGAUUUUAAAGCCAUUCAAAUAACGUAUGUUGUCACAUUUUGUGUUGUUUUUUCUCCACUUAUGUUGCUAUUUUCCUUCAACCCCUCAACACUGGGACCAGUAAAGCAGCCCUUCUUUUACAACAGUAAAAGCACUUUCCCACCAGAGUCAGCAUAAACUUUAAGCAAUGGCAGCAGUCACUAUUUUGACAAUUGUAAUAAUUGUCCCCAAAGAUAUUCCUACUUACAGGAGAGUGCACUCCUGAGACCAUUACAGUUAUUAAAGAACAGCUUGUAUAGGGGGAUGUUAGAAAAUGGAGGUUGCAUCUGUCUCUUGUCAUCAAUUCAAACCUGACAGGUCAAAGAUCAUUAUGGGCCCAACCUGGACACCCUGGGAGAAAACAGUCGUGUGGGUGUGAUGGUGGAUGAAGAGUCUUGUCUCCAUCUGCUCGUCAACGGCAUUGACUACGGAGUUGCGGCCAGAGACGUACCACAUCCAUGCUGGCCUCUGGUGGAUGUGUAUGGACAGUGUGAACAGGUGCGGUUGACACUGGUGACAUGUUUAACUGAGAAAUUAGGAGAUUGAAUUAUGUUUCAUUUCUGAGAUAAAUUCUUAAUGAUGCAAUGCAACAUUUGUAACUCAUUUAGGUGAAUUUGUCUUUCAUGACUAAUUAAUUAGUCUGUCAGUUGUUGUAACAAUAUUUACUGUCAACCUCCAGGUGAUAAUACUUCCAGAGGACUAUGAGAGCAUGGCAGCUACAGGUAUCAAAGAGGAAUGUGAAAAGGCAGACAUAGAAAACAGUGAGUAUUGCUCCUUGUCUGGUUUACUGCCUGUCGUGAAUGUUUUAGUUGUGACUUUUCCUUUCCAUAUCACCGAGCUUCAAAGCCCAAUGGAAUGAUAACCACAAGUCAUUUCCAAGGUGAUUGCAAGUAGGGUGGUGGCGGAUUUACUCUACUACUGGUCAUUGUCAGGGCUUGCUUUGAGUGACAUAUAUUAAUGAGUUCAGUGGCAGAUAAUGGGGCAUGGUGUUAAAAAUGAACUAACCCUUAUUUUUGUGAGUUCCGUUUCAAUCUUAUCAGCAGGUGUAGGGAGUGAAUUUUGUAGGCAAAAAAAUUAAUUUUAAUCACUCUGUGAUACAUUUCAGAAGGAAAAGAUAAGGCCAGCAGCGGGGUGGACAGUGGCUGUGGCUUGAGGAGUUGUGAGUACUUCAAUAUCUGUAACAGACUGAAAACCUCUUUGGGCUUGCCAGGUGAGUUGGUGGAUUCAGUAUGUUAGCUACUUAAAGCUUUGCAAUAAACCUGACUAAAAUAGCAACAGUUAUAUGUGUAACAAUUACUUUAUAAGUUAAUGCAAAUCACAGUGAUGUAUUGCAAAGAUUAAAAUGGAGUUUUAGCUGUCCUUACAUUUGGUAAAUAAUUAAAUUCAUUCUCAUGUUCACACUUCAUAAUCACAUUAAAACUGAACACGAGUCCUAUAUUGAAAACAUAAUUCAAGUUAUCAAUCAUAUGCUCACACAAUAAUUCAAACAAACAAACACAUACAUAUAUAUAAGUGUGUCGCUGGCUAAGCUAGAAAAAUAAACAUGUAUCGCAGCUCGCUAAGGGAACGCAAUCCAACCGUCACACUCAAAAACCAGGCAGCGACUGGCAAGUCUGGACACCAUGUCACAGACAGAUAAAAUCACGUCCCAAAUACAUCACAGGCCUUAUGGUGACAAGAAACCUACAUCAGCGAAACUAACACCCGAGACACACCACCUACAUUAAAACACAACAUACGGUGGCCAGCAGCUACAAGUCAAUAUCUGUGCCAGAUUUUGGUCGGUCGGUUGGUGUUGUUUUUGGAUCCAAAUUUUUACAAACAGGAAACAAGCUGAAGACCACAACUUUGAGAAGCACUCAUUUAGAAUACACAUUUCCAGCAAUGUCAUUAUCAUUGCUCACAGAUGACUCACAUUAAAAUGUGCACUUUAGCCUUUUUAAAUGAGCAAACUGCUUGGUUUCAGAUGGCUACUUUGAGGGUCAGAGCAUCUGUUUUUGUUCCGCCUGCCAUAAAGCUCGUGGAGAAGAGAGCCACAUCAGACGCGGGGACCCUCCCAAAGAUGUCGUACUUCCAUUUGGAUGGUGUCGUUAUGUUUUAAGGUCAGCCACAGGGUUUGGUUGGGGUCAUAGUUAGCCCAUCGAGCCAUUUAUUGGAGCAUGAAAUAAAAAUGCCAAGUCAUACAAAAUCACUAACUUAAAACUUACUCAUGGCCUAUUUAAAAAAAUUAAAAAACCGGAGCGCAGUGAGCAUGCUAAAGUAGCAUGGAUACCAGUGCUAUAUAAAUAUCCAAUCAAUCAAUAUGAUGUGCAACAUUUAAUAUUAAAAUUUACAAUUGCAUUCGUCAAAGUGCCCAGUGUUGGGUUAAAGGCCUGUGCUCAAUGUUGUGUAAAAGGCCUGUGCCCAGUGUAGUGUAAUAAGGUUGUGUCUUUGAAUAACACACUGAGGGAUUUAAUAAUCAUUAAAUAUAUACCUUUUUUUUAUAACUCCUUUUUAAACCCACAAAAACUUUUUGAAGAAUGACAACUUGAAGAAGAGUUUAUAAGUAUCUUGGAAUUUGUUUACCCCAAUUAAUUUUUCAUGAAUUAUUUUGUUUGUCAGAAGUGAACAACAAAAUUGCUUAACAAUUUACAGUCCAGUAGGUAAAGUUAAAUACAAGUGAAAAGAAUUUAUGUCUUGUUGAAAAGAUUGUCUUCUUUUGAAACGAGGUUGUCUUGUUUUUCUAGAGCACCAAACAGAACUCACAGCUUGAAUGUGGCAGAGAAAUGGCACCUAACAUAUCAUGGGGUGCGCACAUCAGAUAUUCGCAGAAUUCUUGACACAUUCGAUCUUCUUCCUUCAGGUACCAGUGCUAGUACCAGCUUUUAUGAUUAAAUAUCAUUGUUUAGAACUGUUCAGAUGGAAACAGAUGUCCAUUGAAAUGUAAUGAAUAUAAUAACCAGGUGUUGAGGGAACACAUGAUGCUUGUGGUGGCUACUGUACAUCCUCAUAUGUUGAUUGUGGAUCAGGGGGUAUCCAGGACAAUGGGAUUAGGGUAACUUUACCUAAACUUUCACCUUUUUCUGUUGAACUAAAAGGAUGUGUUCUCAGUAUUCACAAGAAUGCAAGUUACUGUGUAUCAAAUGUUAUUUUUCUCCCUGCCAGUCUGUUGCCAUAAAAUAGAUUAAUAAGACACGAACAAAUUAUGUAAAUAUAACAAUAUAAGUUACGCUUUAAUAAUAAUUAUACAUUAUACACAAGAAAACGUUUCGGCAUAUGCCUUCAUCAGUACAAACAAAAAACACAUUUAAAUAAGUAUAAAUUAAAUUUACAUAAUAUAAAUAUACAUAUCCUACCUAAAAAAGAAAAAAAAUAGGAGAGUGCGCUUAAACCAGACAAAAACAUGUAUAUUGACACAAUUUGUUCGUGUCUUAUUAAUCUAUUUUAAAGCUUUAUUGCAGUCCAACACUUUUUAUAAUUAGUUAAUGUUGCCAUAAUAGAAUUAUAAUUUUCACUGAUUUCAGAUGAGGGUGGUUUUGCAAGUAGCAUUCUCUUACCCCGUCCACUUCCUUACACUGAGAAAUCUCGUCCAGAAAAUCUUGGUGGCAAACAAAUUUAUCUGUCCCCAACUAUUCGUCAUGCAGGUGGCAGUCAGUUUUCACCUAAACACAGGUAAGUCUCUUAACUCUCAAAAGACUGUAGAUUUUUCCAUUUUUUAAUGACCUUGAAUAUAUCUUAUUCUUCAAAGUGUCUCAUGACUGUAAUUUUGUAGCUACCUCCAAGUAUUAUAUAUGAUUUUAAAGGUAAUUGGAUGCUCUUUAAUUGAUACUUGGUGUUUGUACACAAUAUCCUUGCUAAAUUUGAUGUUUUAUUAUUUUUGGGCAAAAAAAUUAUUUUUUUAAGUCGACAAAAAUAUAACAUCACAGUUUUACAAAGAAGGGAAAAAAAAAGUGUUUCCAAUUAAAUCAAUAAAAUUGAUAUUUUAUUAGAAUCUGUUCAAUACUAUAAAACAUAUUCAAAUUUCAAAAGAAUAGACUCAUAAAUAAAAAAGUUAUGACUAUUUGUAGGCAACAGGUCAUUCAAGGAAAUAUUGCUCAAAAAGUCAAAAUUAUUUUCAAAAAAUAAAAAUAAUUUUUUUUUUCAAAGGAAAACAUAUACUGCAUCAUAUUAUCCUUUAGAGGGUUAUUAGUAAGUAUUAUUUGAGAAGAAAAGUGAAGAAAAAAAGGCAAAUUUUAAUAAAUAAAUUUUUUUAUGCAUCCCCGAGAUACCGAUCAAAGGAUAUAAUCCUUCGCCAAGACCAUGCAUAAAAAUUCUUGAAAACAAUUUCUUUAUUUAUUAAAACAUACAAAUGUAUCAAAAAGAAAGCCUGAGACAUAUGCUCUGACCAUUUUACCCUGUUUUGGUAACCCACAAUUACAUUUUUUGUUAUUGUCAAUCAUUGUCAUGUUGCGGCGCACGAUGUAAAGAUUUCGGGCUUUACAGUAUCAGGUUCAUCAUCAAAUAUGUCAAUUGUUCCCUAAAUUGUUCAUUAAUUGCUACAUUUUCUUGAUGCUGAUACAGUUGAUUGUAUUUUGCAUUGAGAUACAGAAGUGUCUCCCAAUUUUGCACAGCAUGUUUCCUUUAUUUUCAGUAUCAGAAACUUUUAGGAAACUCAAUAUAGCCUUGAAUAUGUCCUUAGUACUAAUGGCCUUGCUCAUUGUCCAUCAUAAAAGGAUUUCCUGGACAUUUCUUGUAAAAUUAAGAGCUUGAUAAGUCCAGCAUUCAUAAUAAUAAAUCCACUUAGUAGCUAAAACUCCCCUUCAAUGAUGUUAUAAUGGUACCAAUUUUUGAAAACACAAAAGUUCUGCGGUCCAUUGUCCUGCGCACAAGGCUUACUAAUAACCAACCAAAUCUGUAGUAAAGUAGAGGUUGAAAAUGUCAAUUUGCUUUUAAAAUCUCCUUAUAUCCUCUCUUGUUAUAACAUCAGGAAGCAAUAGUCCUUUUCACCUCUGGUCUAAAUGCAGCAAAGAGUCCCACAGUCUUUUGUCAUCAUAGCCCAUUGUAUUGACUAUGUUUGACAUCUGCCCUUCAUAGCAUAGAUGCUGUCAAAAUAUAAAAAAAAAAUUAGUUUAGCUAAAAUAAAAAAAUUACAAUAUAAAUAAAAAGAAUUCAAAAUAUUAAACAAUCUGCCUAAAUUACUUUUACUUCAAGUUUUCAUUGAAAAGGGAACUCAGCUGAUUGUUACAGUGUAAUAAUAGUAAAUAGCCUUGGCCUUGAGAACCAUUGUUUACAUUUUGCUAACUGAAACGUAAUAAUAUUAAAAUAAUUGUAUAACUACAAAUUAAAUUCAAACAAAUAAAUAAUUUAAUCUAUUUCAGAAUUUUAUACUACUGGAACUUGAAUAAAACUAAUGUUAGGGCUAAUAAUAGUGCUAAGAAGUAUCACAGUAUGCGUGAGUUGAGUAUGAAUGAAAAAAGUAAACAAACCUUGGAUGCUAUUAUUAUGAUGAUAAUUUACAGAAUUCUCGGUAUCAGACACAUCUGAAGUGCUAUCUUCAUCAUAAAUAUUCUUCUAAGUAAGAAUAGUCGUCCAUUUCAAGCUUAUAAUCAGAAUCAGACUCCAUAGCAAUGUUUUAGAGUGUAGUAACAGCGAACCGGAAUUGUGGCAAAAUAUGAGUAAAUGGCGAAAAGGAAAAUUUAUGAAUGGACAAGUUGCUACCAGAUUUCUUCAAGAACUAGUAAAAUAAACGAUUUUUCUUUCUUGCCAAAUAGAAAUUUAACAUUCCAAAAUAGCAAAUCUUUAUUUUCGCCUUUUAAUAUUAUUUUUAUAUAUAUUUUAGUGGUCGUUCUUUUCACCCGCCAUAUAUGACCGAUUUUUCAAUCUCCCGUCUUUUGAGAGUUAAGGUAUCCCUGUUCUGAUAUAGUGCACAAUGGUUGGUUCCUAGUUACCUUUAGACUUGACAAAUCAUUGCCAACUUUAUAAUUUAUAACCUCAACAGAUUCUCUGAUCCCAAGACCAAAAAGACCUACGAAGGUCGUGCUGCAUUCCAGGUGUGGGUGAAGCCGGGCUCGUACAAGGUGAGCCCCCAGAUCGAUGAGGCGGAGGCCCAGGUAGAUCCACACUUCAAGAACUCUGAAAUCGACUGGGUGACCAAAGAGAGGGGCUCUACUCUGCUGUACGCUUUACUGCUCAGAGUUGAAUAAAGAGACGAGUACACUCAGCUAUCUGAUGACUGUUGGAAACUGCACUGCCACAUGACAAUGUUGAUGUUUAAGUUUGACGAGAAUUCCCUUGAGCUUAAGUUUGUUUUAAAAUUGUGCUUCGUUAGUAACUUUGACGUUUUUGUCGCUUGUUUUAAUUAUUUGGGUGACAUGUCAUUGGAGGUAAUGCAGGAGAAUAUUUAACACAGUAAGAACGGACAGUGGUUAAUUGUAGAAAAAUUAACCAACUACCUUGCUCUACUGCUCCACAAGUGUACAGGAAGGAAACACAGUAACAGUGAUUAUGGACUUAUUCCACACUAUUUGUUUAAUUUCCUUGAAGCUCAGAUAACAUUAUCAAUAUUGGUGAGAGAGAACUGGCUAAUGUGUUAAAUGUGUGCCAUUGAACUUGUCAACAUGUCCAGCUGAUCUGAGCUCCAAGUCUAUUUGGGUAACUUGUAGAAUAAGAAUUUGAGUGUUUGUUGUCCUACCCUUUGGAAGAUCACAUUGUUUGAAAGCCAAACGGGCAACUCCAGAAUGAGAUAUAAUUAUUUCCCCCUUAAAGUUUUCUUAUCCCAACGUCUGCAAUGUGAGAUCCUCACAUUUGUUAACUUGACAAAAAGGGCAGAUUUUUUUUUACCUGCCCUUUAAAUGAAAUUAUGAUCAUCAACUUCGUAUGAAACAAUCUAAGGUAAAUUCUCCAGGAAGGACUCCCACAAUCUCUGAAACAAUUACAUUUCUUAUUUUGUUUGCAAAAUAUUAUUCUUGACCCAGUUUAGGCAAUAGAAAUAAGCAUUUUCGUUUGUGGGGAAUAUGUUUAAAAAAACAUUGCUAAAGAAGAGUGAGCACAUGAAUGGUUUAUGGUAAGGAUUAGAAUAAAUAAUGAAAUUGAAACCUUGAGAAUAAAAGUAGUGAAUAUAAAUUUCUUUGGAUAAGGGAUAGGCAGAAUUCAAGUAAUGCCUGGUCUCAGUGGGAAAAGUUGUGUGUGGGGUGGGGGGUAGGGGGUGGUUGGUCCAUAUUUGUAACACUUGACAUGAAUACAAGCAACGGUUUUUAUAUUGGAAGUCAAUUAUAUUAUAUAUAAA